Molecule: messenger RNA, 1350 nt
Organism: Linnemannia hyalina
Lineage: Eukaryota; Fungi; Mortierellomycota; Mortierellomycetes; Mortierellales; Mortierellaceae
Source: the annotation of a GenBank genome assembly
AUGAAGAGCCCUAUAUACCGCCCAGAGGAGGCCGACCCCAAUCUACAUGACAAGUCCGACGUUGAUGUGGAUGAGAAUGCCGAUGCUGAGUCCGACAUUGGUAUGGAUGAGAAUGCCGAUGCCGAGUCCGACGUUGGUACGGAUGAAAUUGCCGAUGCCGAGUCCGUUGUUGAGGAUGAGAACAAUGUUGUCGAGCCCGUCAACAUAGUCAAGGACGCCCAAGUCGAGCUCAUCAUUGAGGAUGAUAUCCGUGACAUCCUUUUGGAGAAUGACCGCCUCAAGGCGACUACCAAGCUCUCCAAAGCCUUCGCCAUGGGGCUACCGGAGGACACCAUUCACCUCAUUGUCCAGCGUGCAUCGCCACUGCAAUCAGAUACAAGCACGCCACACACGCUCGAGUUGGAGGCGAGGAUGGAGGAGCUGCUGAUGGAGAAUGAGAACCUGCGUGGGGGCAAGAGCAUCGUUGUAUUGAACGUCGUCUUGCGGCCGAAUCGCAGCGAGUGUUUCUCCUGGACGACAGACACUGAGACAACGAGCAUUAAGGAACUGGAGAGGGCCAUCUACGAUGAAUAUCCCGACCGAGAGGACGGCGACGCCAAGACGAACACAAGGACGUUAACAGUAGCUCUGGAGACACCGACCAAGAAGUACACCGACUUCACACUCAAGGAGGUCAACAGCCUGUGCAAGAUCUCGAACAUGGAAGCACCAACUAUGACUGACUUACCGCCCUUCACUGGCAUCUCGACAGAGGCACUUGACUCAGACUUGCACAGGGAAUCGCUACGGAGACUGCUUGAUGAGCUCGACUCCAGGAUACGGGCGAUCCCCUCCCUAACCAACGAAACUACAUGCUCAGCCUACGUAUGCUCGUUCCUCACGCAAGCCGUUCUGAUAUUUAAUGGCUACCUGACACUCGCACCGGAGAGACCGCUUCGAGGCAGACACGGACAUGGCAAGGUCGACUAUGCUAUCGAGGCUCUUGCCAAGGAUGGCUCGAGACACGUACUGGGUGUCACAGAGCUGGAGUCAUCCUUGACGGUGAAGAAGCGCAAGCGCGACAGUGACGAUAACGGAGAUGAAGAGCGAGACGAGGACAGAUCUGUCUCUUUGAAAGCGUAUGGUAUCGUCACUGAUGCUACCUACUGGUUCUUUGUGGAGUGCACCGUCGAUCAAUCACAAGACUCUGGAGACCGCCCCAAGUUCAGGAUCUCGAAGCUGAAGGACAUCAUCAACUAUGACAAGGACACUUGGAGAAUGCACUCUGAGAUCCCAGGACGCGAGCUGCAGCUCAAGGAGCAGAAGUUUACCACAUCUGGACAGUCAGCAGGCAAGAUGCAGCGUGUCUAG